Molecule: messenger RNA, 1543 nt
Organism: Zalophus californianus (California sea lion)
Lineage: Eukaryota; Metazoa; Chordata; Mammalia; Carnivora; Otariidae
Gene: FBXO6
Product: F-box protein 6
Exons: 7
Coding region: 469-1332 (287 amino acids)
Biological process (GO): glycoprotein catabolic process; SCF-dependent proteasomal ubiquitin-dependent protein catabolic process
Cellular component (GO): endoplasmic reticulum quality control compartment; SCF ubiquitin ligase complex; cytoplasm
Molecular function (GO): ubiquitin protein ligase activity; protein binding
Source: RefSeq, a predicted model, not a curated record
GCUGCAGGCUCCAGGCCGACCCGGAGUCAGGCUUCGCCCUGGACCCAAGAACGGCAGAAACUAAGGAGGCUGAUAACGUGAUAACGUGCGACCGGAGCCAGAGACCAGACUGUGGACGCCGCGGCGGGGAGCUCUUCGUACCUAAGUCGCCUCUAACUCUGACGCAGCGACUUUUAUUUGGCCUAGACAGUGUUUUUAGAAGUUGCCAACACUUAAAACCUGACAGGUUUCGUAUUUUCGAAAUUGUUUAGAGUGCCUCCUGAAAAAGCAGAAGACCUAGCCACACGGAGUUUUUACCGUCAUAGCAUUUUUGCACAAGGCUCCAACCCCUCUUGUUUCAGAAAAGAAAGGAUGAAGAGCCCCCGGCCCAGGUCCCCGGAAAUCUGAGGGGUCUACCUCCUUGGUCAGGACUCAUAACCACUGUUGGCCCUCACAGGCCUGUGGGCGCCCGCUCCCUCCCCGCCAGCCAUGGCCCUGGUCAGCAUCAACGAGCUGCCCGAGAACAUUCUGCUGGAGCUGUUCACGCACGUGCCCGCCCACCACCUACUUCUGCACUGCCGCCUGGUCUGCAGCCUCUGGCGAGACCUCAUUGACCUGGUGACGCUCUGGAAGCGCAAGUGCCUGCGGGAGGGCUUCAUCACCGAGGACUGGGACCAGCCCGUGGCCGACUGGAAGAUCUUCUACUUCCUGUGCAGUCUCCGCCGGAACCUCCUGCGCAAUCCAUGUGCUGAAGAGGAUAUGACAUCCUGGCAAAUUGACUCCAAUGGGGGAGACCACUGGAGGGUGGAGAGCCUCCCUGGAGACCAUGGGACAGAUUUUCCGGACUCCAAAGUCAAGAAGUACUUUGUCACAUCUUUUGAGAUGUGCCUCAAGUCCCAGCUGGUGGACCUCAAGGCCGAGGGCUACUGGGAGGAGCUGCUAGACACAUUCAGGCCGGAAAUCGAGGUUAAGGACUGGUUCGCUGCCAGAGCAGACUGUGGCUGUACCUACCACAUCCGAGUCCAGCUGGUCUCAGACAACUACAUCGUCCUGGCCUCCUUCGAGCCCCCGCCCGUGACCAUCGAUCAGUGGAACAAUGCCAAGUGGACAGAGGUCUCCCACACUUUCUCGGAUUACCCGUCAGGGGUCCGCCACAUCCUCUUCCAGCAUGGGGGCAAGGACACCCAGUUCUGGGCAGGCUGGUACGGGCCCCGCAUCACCAACAGCAGCAUCAUUAUCAGCCCUAAGAUGACCAGGGACCCGGCCCCCUCCACAACUCAGCCUGAGACCAUGCAGGGGCAGGAGAAGGCUGCCCGCCUGCCCUCCUCACUUCGUCUCCACAAGCCCUUCUGACAGUCUGUCAUCUGCUGGCCAUUCACCCGUCCUCUGUCUGGGCCUGUCAACUUCCAAAGGUCCCCUCCAGCUGAGCCUGUAGUGGGCAGUGAGGGCCCUUGCCCCGGGAGCUCCUGCCCCAAUUCCAACUUUGGGCAAACCCACCAGUCUGUGGUAACUCCCUGUCAUAUGCUCUGACAUUUUGUGACAAUAAAUGUUUUCAGUAAAACCA